Molecule: messenger RNA, 1257 nt
Organism: Hyaloperonospora brassicae
Lineage: Eukaryota; Oomycota; Peronosporomycetes; Peronosporales; Peronosporaceae
Source: the annotation of a GenBank genome assembly
AUGUUCCACGCCGCGUCCAUCGCCCGGCAGCUGCCCCGCCUCGUCCGUCGCCGGUACCUGUCGACCGUCUCGUCCAGCAACUGCUUCUUCCCCGGCACGUCGAUGCCGCUCGUCCCCCAUGUGGUGUUCCAAGACCCGCAACACAACGCCAUCCUCCCGUGUUUCCGCAUCAUCGACGAAGACGGAGAUGUUAUGGACGGGGCGACGGAUCCGCAGCUCAGUCGUGACCUCUGCACGAAGAUUUACCGCCAAAUGAUCCGCUUGAAUACAAUGGACAAUAUUCUGUACGACGCGCAGCGUCAAGGCCGCAUUUCGUUCUACAUGACGUCGUUUGGCGAGGAGGCCAUUUCGUUUGGUAGUGCCUCGGCGCUGCGUCUUCGGGACAUGGUGUUUGCCCAGUAUCGGGAGCCUGGCGUGCUCAUGUGGCGCGGGUUUUCGCUCCAGGCGUUUGCCGAUCAGUGUUUUAGUAACAAGGACGGACAUGGCAAAGGCCGUCAGAUGCCAGUGCACUAUGGCUCCAAGCAGUUCAAUCACCAGACCAUAUCGUCGCCAUUGGCCACGCAGCUUCCCCAGGCUGCAGGAGCGGCGUACGCGUUCAAGCUGGCCAAAGAAGACCGCAUAGCAGUCUGCUACUUUGGUGAAGGAGCGGCGAGUGAAGGCGACUUCCACGCUGCGCUGAACAUUGCCUCGACGAAGGAUUGUCCGAUUCUGUUUUUUGUCCGAAAUAACGGCUUUGCGAUUAGUACACCUACUGUCGAGCAGUUUCGAGGAGACGGUAUUGCAUCACGAGGCAGUGGAUACGGGAUCCCUGUCAUGCGCGUCGAUGGCAACGACUUCUUGGCUGUGCAUGAAGUCACGCGACGUGCUCGUGAGUUCAUAUUGAAGGAGAAUCGACCGGUGCUCAUUGAAGCCAUGUCCUACCGCCAGGGCCACCACUCGACUUCGGAUGACUCGACGCAGUACCGUGCCGUGGCAGAGAUUAAGCGCUGGAAAGAGACCUGCGAUCCAAUCGACCGGACGAAGCGCUAUUUGAUGAAACGCGGGUGGAUUACAGAGGAGCAAGACCGACACAUGCAAGACCAGGAGCGGACGAAUGUGCUUGCCGCACUGCAGCAGGCUGAGAUGAAAGAGCGGCCUUCGUUGGAAACGAUGUUUGAAGAUGUGUACGACGUCAAGACGCCGCAUCUCCUCGCGCAAGAGCGUGAGAUGUUGGAGCACGUAGCAAAGUAUCCUGACUACUACGCUGAAGAGCACUGA